Molecule: messenger RNA, 2544 nt
Organism: Moesziomyces antarcticus
Lineage: Eukaryota; Fungi; Basidiomycota; Ustilaginomycetes; Ustilaginales; Ustilaginaceae
Exons: 1
Coding region: 1-2544 (847 amino acids)
Biological process (GO): carbon catabolite repression of transcription
Cellular component (GO): cell division site; nucleus; cell tip
Molecular function (GO): protein binding
Source: RefSeq, a predicted model, not a curated record
AUGUCCUACCCUAUGGUCUUUCCGCCGUCCACCAUCCGGCCUUUGCCAGGCGGUACGACACUCGUCUCUGCACAGCCGGCCGCUCCCACCGCCGCCGUCAUGUCCACCGAGUCCUUCGAUGCGCCCGAGGGCAUGUAUGUCUGCACCUCCCGCUUCACCCCUCCACCGCAGCCCAUGAUCCACCUCAACCCCGUACCCACCACGCAGCUCGCUCUGUCCGCAGUCUACCCAACCCCGCGCGUCUCCACCGUCAGCCUCCGCUAUCCCGUCUCCUCUAAAAACGCAAAGGGCGCCGACUCCAACGCUGCCGCGGAUGCUGCCGCCUCGUCUGCACGCGUCGUCCUUCUCGAAGCGCCACUCGCUUCACAGGGCAUCGAUGCUCCAUCUUCGAGCUUGACGGGCGGCCUGCCUCCAGGAAGCUCCGGCCCCUUGACAGGCAUCGCCGGCAUCGGCGGCGCUGGCAUGGGCUUUGCCGGCCUCGGCGAAUCCAUGGGCAAGCUCAGCCCCAAACCGUCGCGUCCCAAGAACAGCCUCAAAAACACCUCGAGCAACUUUGUCAAUCGCAUGAUGACCCACCCGGAUCUCGCAAAGAUCCUCGCUGCGCGCUCCGACUCGGAGCACUUCACCUUCCUCACCAACGCCCGCUCCUUCUUCUGGCUCGCAGACACCAACGGCAGGACAAAGGAGAGCCUCGCUCGCAUCACUUUCAGCGCUUCUCCAUCCGCCCACGACGUCAACCACUUCACCCGCGCCCACGACCGCCUCGACAUCGUCAUCGGCUUUGUCACCGGCGAUAUCAUCUGGCUCGACCCCAUCGCUUCCAAGUACACCCGCAUCAACAAGAGCGGCUGCAUCACCAGCUCCGCCGUCACCCAACUCCGCUGGCUGCCUGGAAGCGAGAACCUCAUCAUGGCUGCGCACGCAGACGGCUCCGUUCUCAUCUACGACCGCGAGCGCGAGGACUCGAGCGACUUUUCCCCCGCCACCUGGGACGCCUUUGCCGGCGACAGCACCGCUUCCUCCUCCAGCGCCGCUCUUCAGUCCGUCGUUGCUGCCUCCACCGCACCCUCCUCCGCACCCAUGUCCGCCAGCCAGACCUCGGCCUCCAAUGCCUCCUUCGCCUCCAACUCGGCGACCGGCCCGUCGACGAAUGGCCUCGGCAGCAGCAUCACCGAAUCGCGUCCCGUCCUUGGCUCUCGCACCGUCACCAGCUCCACACAUGCCACCACCACCACCCACAACGAUGCAGGCGAAGCCGCCGUGUCCUCCAGCAGCGGCAGCGCUACACACCUCCCCAAACCAAAAUCGCACACCCCGCCCGGCACACUCUCGCAGCGUCGUCAGGCCGCCGAUCCCUCCUCCUCGGGUCAGCCUCUGCUGCUCGUCACCAAGCCAGGCUCCGUGCCCAUCGCCUCCGGCUUGCCCUCGGGCGCUGCGUUGCAUUCGCGAGAAUACCAGCAAGCCGCAGCCGCGGCGGCGGUAGCGGCCGCCAACGCCGGCUCCAACGGCAACGGACUCUCGGGCAAGGGAAAAGAGACGUCGUGGGCGCGGCUCAAUCCGGUCUCGCACUGGGCCGUGGCCAAGACGCGCAUCACCGACUUUGCCUUUUCGCCCGACUACUCGCACGUGGCGCUCGUCGCCGACGAUGGCAUCCUGCGCAUCGCCGACCUCAACGCCGAGCGGCUGCUCGACACCUUUGAGUCGUACUUUGGCGGCCUCCACUGUGUCGCCUGGUCGCCCGACGGCAAGUUUGUGCUCACGGGCGGACAGGACGAUCUCGUCACCGUCUGGGCGCCCAGGGAAGGCAGGAUCGUGGCGCGCUGCCAGGGACACACGGCGUUUGUGUCGGCGCUGGCUUGGGACCCGUGGCGGUGGUCUUCGGACGAUCGCACCUAUCGAUUCGCCUCGGUGGGUGAAGACUGCAAGAUGAUCUUCUGGGACUUUUCGAGCGCCGCGCUCAAUCGGCCCAAGACACACGCGCCGCACGGCGUGGGCCCGCGACGCAGCUCGGUCGGGCUCGGCUCGACGUACUCGCUCGUGGACAAGCACGGCGCCUCGUCGAUGCGAUCUCCGGGAUCGGUGCUCAACGCACGCCGCAUCAGCACGAGUGCAGGCGUCGGGCUCGGAUACGAUCGUACCGCAGUCACCGACGAUACCAUCCGGCAUCCUGCACUGCCCCGCUCCGAGGUGGCCAUCCUGCAGCCGGUGGUGACGGUGGAGGUGGACGGCGAGAUUCCGGUGGGACUGCGAUUUGGACCGGACAAGGUGGCGGUGGUGCGCAAGAACGCCGCCAUCGACACGUUUACACGCCCCAUGCCCAAGAGGCCCACGAGCGUAGUGGCAUCGCUGACCGCGGGUAUGGACAGGACGAGCUGGCCUGCAGGAGCGCGCACUACGCGAUGGUCCGCAUCCACGCCCGCCUCGCAAGCCGCACUCACGAUCAACACCAAUGGCGCACUGCCUACCCACUCGCAGCAUCCCUCAGCAACCACACCCACUACACCACGUCAUCCUACCGACACAAGCCAAGGCAUCACAGCCUGA